AUGAUAGACCUAGAGAGAUCGGUGAGUGAGUAUCGUCGAAGAUGGUCAAGUCUUCAGAAGUCGUCCGAAAACUCAAUCUCAGAUCUCACCAAGAAGGUGGCUUUUUCUUUGAAACGUUCAGAGAUUCUUCUCUUCUCCUCUCCACCUCUCAGCUUCCACCUACCUGUGGACAGAGGAGUGAGCACAAGUAUCUACUUCUUGCUUCCGUCUGGGAAUGUUUCUCGUCUCCAUCGCAUACCAAUGGCUGAAACCUGGCACUUCUAUUUGGGUGAACCCAUUACUGUAGUGGAGCUCCACGAUGAUGGGAAGUUGAAGCUGACAUGUCUUGGUCCUGACCUGAUCGAGGGUGACCAGAUGCCUCAGUACACGGUCCCUCCUAACAUCUGGUUUGGUUCGUUUCCAACAAAGGAUGUCCAUUUCUCUAACGACGGGACUCUGCUCAAAGCUGAGCCCAGAGACUCGGAGAAACAUUUCUCUCUCGUCGGCUGCACCUGCGCUCCCGCUUUCCAGUUUGAGGACUUUGAGCUCGCCAAACGCUCUCACCUCUUGUCGCUGUUUCCUCAACACGAGUCGCUCAUCACAUUGCUCUCUUACCCGGAGUGA
Molecule: messenger RNA, 603 nt
Organism: Thlaspi arvense
Lineage: Eukaryota; Viridiplantae; Streptophyta; Magnoliopsida; Brassicales; Brassicaceae
Source: the annotation of a GenBank genome assembly